Molecule: messenger RNA, 1969 nt
Organism: Exophiala oligosperma
Lineage: Eukaryota; Fungi; Ascomycota; Eurotiomycetes; Chaetothyriales; Herpotrichiellaceae
Exons: 1
Coding region: 165-1856 (563 amino acids)
Molecular function (GO): dipeptidyl-peptidase activity
Source: RefSeq, a predicted model, not a curated record
UGGCUAUCUGUGCGGUCGGUCUAUCAGCAGCGGAGCACCUCUGCGCGAUUACGAGAUAUAAUCAUCGCCGUCCUCGAUCUGUGACUUGAUUAAACCGCUUAUUCUAAACUUGGCUCAAUUGCUUCAACGUUUGAGUGUCUGACGACGGAAAACACACCCCAACUAUGAGCUACCCUGAAAGCCUCGUCCCGGCGGCCGACAGUGCCAAAUAUGGCCUCAUCUGGAAAGACGCUGUCGACCCCAACGAGGGAAAGUAUCCUGGAUUCCGGCCCAAUCUGGAAGAAAAGACUGAUGGGAUGGACAUUAUUCGCGACGUCGCCAUCCCAAUGCGCGAUGGAGUCACCAUCUACGGCGACGUCUUCCAGCCCGAGUCCUCGACGACUCGUCUCCCGACCUUGAUGACCCUCUCGCCCUACGGCAAACACGCCCCGAAGACCUUCGAUCUGUUUCCGGGCUCCGGCGUCCCAAAGGGCACAGUAUCCAAACACACCGUCUGGGAGGGAUGUGAUCCCGUGCAUUGGACUGCAAAGGGUUACGCCGUGGUUAAUGUCGACAGCCGCGGGUCAUGGGCCAGCGAGGGAUACCUCAACGUCUUGGGGCCCCAGGAAGCCUACGACGGCUACGACACAAUCGAAUGGAUCGCCAGGCAGCCCUGGUCUAAUGGUCGCGUGGGUCUCUGUGGCGUCUCGUACCUAGCCAUCGUACAGUGGCGGAUCGCCCAGCUCAAGCCACCGCAUCUGGCUUGUAUUAACCCGUGGGAAGGCUACACGGACGCCUACCGCGAUCAUACACACAACGGGGGCAUUCCUGAGACCAAGUUUCUACAUUUUUCCGACUGGUCGUGCCAGUUUUCUCGAAACAAGACCGAGGCUUGGUUUAAGAGCAAUCAAGCACACGAGUUGUUAGACGAGUACCACGAGUCGAAACGGGCAGGGAACCUCGCUGCCAUCACUGUUCCAGCCUAUUGCGUUGUCGAUUGGGGCGACCAUGGUCUUCACACGCGUGGGACUUUGCACGGAUACGAGACCAUCUCGUCCAAGCAUAAGUGGCUCGAGGUGCAUGGGCGCAAGAAGUGGCAGUAUUUCUAUCAACCGUCCAGCCUCGCGCGACAAGAGGCAUUUUAUCAGAAGUUCCUCAAGGGUAAGCCGAGUGAGGUUGACUCCUGGCCGUCCGUGAGAAUCGAGAUCCGUGAUCGCGCGUACGAAGGCACCUGGCGUGACGAGAAGGAAUGGUCGAUUAAACGCACGAGAUUCGCAUUGAAAUAUCUUGACGCCGAGUCGAGAAAACUACAAGAUUCUCUGCCUUAUCUACUCGGCCACGUCUCGUAUGACAGCUUGUCCAAGACCGGCAACAACGCCCAGUUUGCCUACACCUUUGUCCGGGACACCGAGGUCACAGGAAGCAUGCGACUGCGACUGUGGGUCUCGACAGGAACCGAGAGCGAUGACCUUGAUCUCUUUGUGUCCGUCGACAAGCUAGACGUUGAGGGUCAAGUCGUGCCCUUUGUGGCCUUUGCCAUGUUCGAUAACGCCCCCUUAGCCCUGGGCUGGCUGAGGGCCAGCCAUCGGGAGAUGGACCUGGGUCUGACCCACCACAACCGGCCUUGGAUGAAGCAUCGCCGCAGGUUGCCUUUGCGACCGAGCGAGAUUGUCCCCGUCGACAUCGAGAUCAUUGCGAGCAGCACCAAAUUUUUGCGGGGCGAGUCUCUCAAGUUGACCAUUCAGGGUACGGAUAUUUUCAGUUGUCCGGAGAUUGGACCGACCAUGAUGCACGAGAACUCGGUCAAUAAGGGGAAGCACACGAUCUAUACUGGCUCCGUGUUUGAUUCGUAUCUGGUGCUGCCGGUCAUUGAUUGAGUUGGAAGUAGGGGAUGGAUCUCAAGGAUAGUUAGUUAAACACCAGGGGCACAGAGACAAGGACACCACAGCCUCUGUGAUCGAACCAAAAAAAGGUUAUAGGCGGUAGCAAG